Arachis ipaensis is the source of this 6300-nucleotide messenger RNA. Its product is annotated as G-type lectin S-receptor-like serine/threonine-protein kinase At4g03230. NCBI's taxonomy places the organism in Eukaryota, Viridiplantae, Streptophyta, Magnoliopsida, Fabales, Fabaceae. Gene Ontology annotation, molecular function: protein serine/threonine kinase activity; ATP binding. The record is from RefSeq and is a predicted model, not a curated record. Gene Ontology annotation, cellular component: plasma membrane. Gene Ontology annotation, biological process: protein phosphorylation; recognition of pollen.
AAAGUAGUUUCCAUGACAAUCAAUGAAUGAAAUGAAAUGAUGAUAACUAACAUGAGAACAAUCACUCUUCUUCUUCUUCUACUCUUCCUCCUCUAUGAUUUUUUGCAGGCGCAUUCUGCACAAGAUACUCUAAUCACCGGCCAAAGCAUACCUAGAACUACAAAAGUUCUUGCUUCAGCUGGUGAAAAAUUCGUACUAGGCUUCUUCUCUCCUCUGGAAAACCCAAGUCAAAGUUACCUCGGAAUAUGGUACAACACCAACAGAACUUACCCAGGAAAAACAGUAAUGGUUUGGGUUGCAAAUAGAGACAAUCCUGUUCUGGGUUCCAAUGGUGGAGGAGUCUUCCAAAUUGCACAAGAUGGAAAUCUUCUAGUCACAAAUGAAUCAGGGUCAACGUUCUGGUCUUCUAAACUUGAUAAAUCCAGUUCCAAUAACAGAACAGUCAAGUUAACCGACUCUGGGAACUUAGUGUUGUUCCAGCAUGAUGAUGAUGGCAAUGGAACAAGCUACAUAAUUUGGCAAAGCUUUCAAGACCCAACAGACACGUUUCUUCCCGGAAUGGAAAUAGACAGAUCCAUGGAACUUACUUCUUGGAGAUACGACGGCAUUGGCGGUGGAAGAGAGAGCUUCUUCACCUUCAAGAUGUCUCAAACAGGAAACAACCGUUUCAGAAUCAUGGAUGGCCAAAACCAACUUCACUGGGAGAAUGAUGGACUCAAUUCCGAUGAUUUGUCCCCUGAUGUGCUUGACUACUUGACAAACUUCACCGGUGCAGAAAAUCGUCGAUCCAAGUAUGUCAACACAAACACUUCGAAAUCGUUGUACUAUUUAUACCAAGACACAAGGAUCGUGAUGAACUCUACAGGAGAGUUACAAUUUUGGAAGUGGGAAAAAUCUGAAUGGAUCAUGCAAUGGAAGCAGCCUUCAAGCAUAUGCAAGAUACACAAUUUCUGUGGUACCUUUAGCAGCUGCAACGUCCAUGAUUGGAUGCCAUGCAAGUGUUUGCCAGGGUUUAGGCUCGCUUCAGAGUAUGAAACUCAGAGCUAUGAAAUGGGGAUGAAAUUCCCAGGAUGUGUGAGAAAGUCAGAAUCCCAUGGCGACAAUAGAGACAUGGUGUUCCUCAAUUUACCUAACAUAAGACUCGAUGAGUUAGAUCAAAAGGAAUAUAACACAGAGACUGAAGCAGAAUGCAAGUUUUUGUGCUUUAACAUGUCUCAUCCACAGUGCCAGGCUUAUGCAUACAACACUUCUAACAACUAUCGUGUCGUUACUUCUUCUUCGUGUCAGAUUUGGACAAAUGAUUUAACUACUCUUCAAGUAGACCAAGUCGCUGGUGGUGAUCUUGCUGUUCUUGUCAAGAGUUCAGAUAUAGGGCGAACAGUGGCAUGUAAUCCUUGCGGAAUAUAUACAAUUCCUUAUCCGCUAAGUACAGGGCCAAACUGUGGAGACCCGGAAUACUAUAAGUUCAAUUGCAGCUACUCAACAGGGCAGGUAAGUUUCAUGAUGCCCGGAGGACAAUUGAAAAGAGUUACUUGGAUCGACGAAAAUGCCAGAAAGUUUUACAUCGAAACGGAUGAUACAUAUCAUUGUGAUUACAUCUAUCAAAAUGAAAAACCUGAUCCUCCAUUUGAUGUGACUAACUGGUGCUUUAAAGAGGAUCAAAUAGAGAUCAGUUGGCAACCGCCACUCGAACGACCUUGUAACGAGCCUAAUGACUGCAGGGGUUUUCCCCAUUCAAGAUGCAUGCCAACAAUUGAAGGGAAAAACAAGUGCCUUUGUGAUCCAAAAUAUCAAUGGAAUUCCUCAAUUUCAAAUUGUAUGCAAGAUGAGAAAUCAAAAAAUCAUUUGAGGGACCGAGUACAUUUGAUUCUCAUAGUAACUCUUGCUGGUGUGAUUUUUCUAGCAAGCACAAUGGUAUUUGCUUAUGUGAGGAGAAAAAAAGUGAUAGACAGGGAAAACAUUCAAAUUCAGGAGAGCUUGUAUGACACUGAAAGGCAUGUUAAAGCUUUAAUUGGUUUGGGACGUUUAGAAGAAAAAGACAGUAAAGGGAUUGAAGUGCCAUUUUACACUUUUGGAAGCAUUGUAGCAGCUACUGAUAAUUUCUCAGAUUCAAACAAGCUUGGACAAGGAGGUUAUGGACCAGUUUACAAGGCAAGGUUUCCUGGAGGUCAAGACAUUGCAGUAAAAAGGCUUUCAAGUGUUUCUACUCAAGGGUUAGAGGAGUUCAAGAAUGAGACUGUUUUAAUUGCCAAACUCCAACAUCGGAACCUUGUUAGACUCAGAGGCUACUGUGUAAAAGGGGAUGAAAAAAUCUUACUCUAUGAAUAUAUGCCAAACAAAAGUUUGGACUCAUUUAUAUUUGAUCGGACACGAACUCUGCUCCUGAACUGGCAAAUGCGAUUUGACAUAAUUUUGGGCAUUGCACGAGGAUUGCUAUAUCUUCACCAAGACUCUAUACUAAGAGUAAUUCAUAGAGAUCUAAAAACUAGCAACAUUCUUUUAGACAUGGAUAUGACACCAAAGAUUUCAGAUUUUGGACUUGCAAAAAUAUUUGGAGGAAAAGAAACUGAAGCAAGCACAGAGAGAGUCAUGGGAACAUAUGGAUAUAUGGCACCAGAGUAUGCUUUGGAUGGAUUUUUCUCAAUCAAAUCUGAUGUUUUCAGUUUUGGUGUAGUCAUAUUAGAGAUUCUAAGUGGAAAAAAGAACACAGGAUUCUAUCAAUUCAAACAAACUGUUACCCUUUUGGGAUAUGCAUGGGGAUUAUGGACAGAGAAUAGGCUUACGGAUUUAAUGGAUGCAUCUUUCAGUGGAAAUUGCAACGAGAAUCAAUUUAUCAAGUGUUCACAAAUUGCACUCUUGUGUGUGCAAGAUGAACCAGGUGAUCGACCAACCAUGUCAAAUGUUGUGACAAUGCUUGAUAGCGAGAUUGCAACCAUCCCUAUUCCUACACAACCAACAUUUUAUGCAGUUAGAAGGACUAGGAGCACUACUGCUUCUUCUUCAAGCAAACCAGAGACAACUAUGCCAUCCUGUUUGGCAAGAGAUUUCUUAAAUCCUGGCCAAAACAUAACUGGAACUACAAGUGUUCUUGUUUCAGCUGGACAAAGAUUUGUAUUAGGCUUCUUUUCUCCUGCUGGAAACCCAACAGAGACUUACCUUGGAAUAUGGUACUACCAAUCACAGACCUUCUCAUCAGAACUGCCGACAGUGGUAUGGGUGGCCAAUAGAGACAAACCAAUCUUGAAUUCCCAUGUUGGAGUGUUCCAAAUUGCAGGUGAUGGAAACCUUGUGGUCAAAGACAAAGACGGAUCAUCAAGCAAGAGUUAUUACUGGUCCUCUGAACUUGAAGGGUCUUCAUCAAGAAACAGGACAGUGAAGCUAAUGGAUUCAGGGAACCUAGUAUUGUUCCAAAACGAUGAGAAUAUAUGGCAGAGUUUCCAACACCCCACAGACACGUUUCUUCCGGGUAUGAAAAUGGACACAACCAUGGAACUAACUUGUUGGAGUGGUGACAGUGAUCCACGACCUGGGAACUUCACCUUCAAGAUCAUGUCUCAAACAGCAGGGGACAACCCUCGUUACAUAAUCUUGAAAAACAAUAAGCUCUAUUGGGAGAGUAGUGGACAAAACGAAGACUUGAAUCCAGAUUCAGAGUUUGAUGCUGUAGCUUACUUUUUGAGCAACUUCAGCUCUUCAACGAAACAAGGUAAUCUGAGUCCUACGAACUACGAGAAUAAAAGGCUAUUGAUGAAUUCAACUGGGGAGCUUCAGUUUCGAACAAGAGAGGGUUUCCAAGGUGAUUGGUCCUUUUUCUGGAAAGCUCCACAGAGCUUCUGCGACUCAUACAAUGCUUGCGGCAACUUCUCCACCUGCAAAGACAACAACGGGGAGCGAUGCAAGUGUUUACCGGGAUUUAACCAAGUUAGCGGAAGUAACUAUUGUGCUAGAAAAUCAGCGGCAUCAUCGUGGUGUGGAGAAGGCAUAAGGUUCUUGAAUUUGGUGAUGGUGAAAGUGCGAAACCCGGAUAUAUAUUACACGGAAGCAAAUGAAAGUGAUUGCAAGAACAAGUGCCUUCAAAUGUGCCCCAAGUGCCAGGCCUACUCUUAUAGUGUUCCUCAGGACACUACAAGGCGUGACCUUAGUUUCUCUACUUGCAGGAUUUGGACACACGAUUUAAUUACACUCCAAGAAGGAUACUUUGGCAGAAAUCUCUCUGUCCGGGUAGAUAUAUCAGACAUAGAAGCAACUCCAAGAAGUUGUGAGCCUUGCGGAGCAAACAUAGUCCCUUAUCCGUUGAGCACUGGACGGAAUUGUGGUGAUCCACUGUACUUCACUUUCAGUUGCAACCGCUCAACAGGAGACCUUAGUUUCGUACCUACUACGACAAGUGACGGUUACACAGUUAUUAGCAUUGACGCAGAUUCUAGAAAGUUCGUCAUCAAAGUCACUUCUGCGGAAACUUAUUGUAAUCUGCAAACUCGUAACGACAAAACUCUGCAAAUUCAUUUUCCGUUUAACGUGACUAACGAGUGCCGCACAGAAGAUGAAGUAGAGGUUACUUGGCUACCACCUUCUGAACCCAUCUGCAAUGAAUCAGUGGAUUGUAAGGGUUGGAACCACUCAACUUGUGAAAAAACAGGAGAUUCUAACAGGUGUCUUUGCAAUUCAAACUAUCGUUGGAAUAACGCUUCUCUUAAUUGUGAUAGUAACGAAGCAAUAGCCAUUGCUGGUGGUACAGAACAAAAGGUAAGAAAAGAAAACUCAAAAAGCCAAAAGUCUUUGAUUAUCGGAGUAACUCUUGGAAGUGUGGUUGUUCUGGCAUGUGCUGUAGUUUCUGCUUAUUUAUGUAGAAGGAAAAUAACUUACAAAAAAGACAAGGAUAAAAUUCAGAGAAAUCGAGGGAGAUUUUAUGACAGUGAGAGACAUGUGAAGGAUUUGAUGGAGGUUGAAGGAUUUGAAGAAAAAGACCAUGAAGACAUAGAAGUACCAUACUUUGAUUUUGAGAGCAUACUAAUAGCAACAGAUAACUUCUCUGAUGCAAAUAAGCUUGGACGAGGUGGUUAUGGACCGGUCUACAAGGGUAAGCUUCAAGAUGAAGUUGUUGCAGUAAAACGGCUUUCAAGUAUUUCAUCACAAGGUUUACUUGAGUUUAAGAAUGAGGUUGUUUUGAUAGCCAAAUUACAGCAUCGAAAUCUUGUAAGGCUAAGAGGCUAUUGCAUCAAAGGAGAAGAAAAGAUUUUACUCUAUGAGUAUAUGCCUAACAAAAGCUUAGACUCAUUUAUUUUCGAUCCUAAACAAAGUGUACAUUUGGAUUGGCAAAUACGGUUUGACAUCAUUUUAGGAGUUGCUCGAGGAAUAUUAUACCUUCAUCAAGACUCCAGACUAAGAGUAAUUCAUCGAGAUUUAAAAACUAGCAACAUUCUUUUGGAUAAAAUGAUGCAACCUAAAAUUUCAGAUUUUGGCUUGGCAAGAAUAGUAGGAGGCAAAGAAACUGAGACGAACACAGAGAGAGUAGUGGGUACUUAUGGAUAUAUGUCUCCUGAAUAUGCAUUAGAUGGACUCUUUUCGACCAAAUCUGAUGUUUUCAGCUUUGGUGUAGUCUUAUUAGAGAUUAUAAGUGGAAAAAAGAACACUGGAUUUUAUCAAUCCAGCCAAGUUCCAAGCCUUUUAGGCUACGCCUGGAAACUGUGGACAGAGAAUAAGUUGAUAGAUUUAAUGUACAUGAGCUUAGUAGAAAGUUGCACUGAGAAUCAGUUUAUUAGGUGUGCACAUGUUGCACUCUUGUGUGUCCAAGAUGAACCAGGUGACCGACCAAGCAUGUCAAGUGUAGUGACCAUGCUCGAUAGUGAGACUUCAACCCUUCCAACCCCAAAACAACCAACAUUUUUUGCCAGUAGAGGCCAACCCACAACUUCUUCCAGUAAAUCAACAGAAAUAAAUAUGCAAUUUGAGAGUACCACUCAUUAUCAGGAAGGUCGAUAGAGUAAGAAGGCUCAAGGCAUCAAAUGAUAUGUUUUUGCGUCUUCCGUGGAUCUGAAUCUGCUUUCUAAAGCGUUUGGUUCAUUUUUAUUGCAUUUCUUUGCAGCAAGUCCUAACCUCCAAAUUGAUCAAUGUUUGACGUAACUAUUGCCUUGCUAAGGGGUGCAUUUUUAUUCAAAUUGUAUUGAGACUAUUCACAGGGUAAAACAUGAAGAAACAAGGCUUUUCCUUAUGCAUAUCCUUAAUAACAUUGAAGUUGGUAAUGCUCAAAUAUAUAAAAAAGAAAAAAACUAAAAAAGUAAUCUUCUCUGCUGUAAAAAA